Messenger RNA from Folsomia candida, 4241 nucleotides. RefSeq lists its product as uncharacterized. NCBI's taxonomy places the organism in Eukaryota, Metazoa, Arthropoda, Collembola, Entomobryomorpha, Isotomidae. The record is from RefSeq and is a predicted model, not a curated record. Bases 773 to 1522 code for a protein of 249 amino acids. The transcript is spliced from 3 exons.
CAUACAUAGCUCGACAUGUUCAUUAGUAGUAAAGAAAAUACAUGUUGCACAAAACAGAUGACGGGACUCUCUAAUUUGUAGUGAGUCACUUAAUCACGUAAUCACUUGAUAAAUAAUCAAUAGUGAAAGUGAUCGCUGACGAAAUGCACGUACAAACAUACGAGUCUGCAAAAAAUUCUUCUAACAAACGUUCGUGGUGAAGAACUGUGUUCCCAGUGCCAAAUUUUAUUUCAUCCAAAUAAUAACUUUAUCAGUUCUGGGCUUAUCUACACAUUCUCAAAAAUUUUUUUACAAAAUUAUGACCGGCGGAGAUACUAUACAACUCUACCGCGUGGUAACACUAUAGUAACAAAUUGUCUUCUGAGGGUAGGAAAUUGCCUCCGGUAUCGGUAAUAUUUUUAUUACCUGAGCGUUGACAUUGGGGGCUGAGCAGGAUUUAGCCUCUGUAUAUAUGCUACCCUUCGGUGAAAAAUUAUUACCCGAGCGGUGGAAUUGCAUAGUACCUCCGCCGGUAACAAUAUCGUCAAAAAAUUAUUGAGAGUGCACUCUUAGACAUAAAGUAUUAAUAAUAUCCAGAGGUGUUCCGAUCUGUAUAAACAUAACUCUGCCAAAUUGGGAUUUAAUGAGUAAUACUGUAAAAUAAUACACAUUUAGCGUCCCCACAUCGGCAUCAAAUUUUUACGCGUUGGUAUUAUCUCAGUACCACGUGGGAGGUAAUUUAAUACCGAGAAAUCCAUUAGAUUUUUAACUGUGUAAUUUACUCCGACAAAAUAUGGCACACGGUUUCGUGGAUUCGCAAAAUUUCGAUGGAAUAUAUUCCAUCCAAUUUUCCAGGGACAAUUUGAUCCGAGUAAAUGGAGUGCCUACGGUGCCAAAGAGGUUAAUAGAUUGUGUCAGGAAAGCGAUUACUUCCGGCUGGGUGAAGGGUCUCUUUAACGAGUCUGUGGAGCAUGGUGCACACGAAUUUUGCUUAGUUGGUGCACCGUGGUUUGGAAAGCAAAGUAACGGGGUUGCUGGACGCAGACUCCUCGCGUCAAUCUUACUCGAGCUUGCGAGACAAGGUUGGCAGUUUUUGCAAAGUUUUGACCCCACUCGGAAGGAUAACGAUAAAGACACCAUGUUCUUCGAGUUCGCCAAGCCCGACCAAGAGGCAGAGAUUUUUGUCGUGAGUUUUAACAGGACUUCGAGAAUCAGGUUGAUUGAGCCGCCAAACUCGCAAGUUGUGGACGCGUUUAAAACCGUCGUGACGAAUGGGUGGGGCCGUGGGAUAUUUGGUCAUCGAACGUACUACGGCGCUGAUGAGAUCACGUUGGUCGGAACUCCUUGGCUAACGAGCAACAAGAGUGAAAGCAUUGCGGCCAAACAACUCGUGGCUUAUCUGAUCUACGGCAUGAAACGGAUCGGGUACAAGAUUUAUGCCUCGGUGGAUAUUACGGGAAGGAUGGCGGGCAACCAUACUCGAGACACGGGUAAUUUGGACGUCCUCGUUUUUAGAAAGAUUUCAGAAACUUGGGGAAAUUGAAAUGCGUACGUGUUUUCCUAAAGGAAGGACGGGUAAAUGGAUGUGUAGCUACAUAAAUUUGCAAAUGCACCCUUAAAAAUGAUGAGACCCUUUUGAAAAGUGAAUAAAGUCUGGAUUCUAUAUUAACUAAAUUAUACUUACUCCAGAGUAAUUAUGUAUGUAACUUGAUAAAGGGUAAAGCUUACCAUGGAUUUAGUGAAGUUUGCUCAAUUCAGAAUUUAGAGUGAAUUUAAGUUUCAAAAGGGUAACAUACUUUUUAAGAGUGUGCUUUAAUUUUCUAUGGGAGGUUUAGAUAUAAUUGUAGUUCUUUUAAGUUUGGUUCGGACAAUAUUGUUUGAGGACAUUUUAAGUAUUUCAUUGUAUUGAUAAUUGCGAGCUAUCUGCGGAUUACAGUUGAGUAGAUCACAAGAUGGAGAAAAUUGUGUAGUUUCAACAAAAAGAAAGGAGUACAAUUUGCAAUAUUUUUUGAAUCUUUGAAGUUUCAAACAUUGAAAUAGUAAUCCUGGAUGAAUAUGUUAAAAGUUAUAAGGUAAUUUAAGUCACUAUUUAUGUAUUUUUGUUGUUAAAGCUAAAUACGUACGUAUUUAUUUUUUACCCAAUUUUGCAACUUAUUUACAUAAUAUCACUUUGUUAUAUAAAAUUUUUAACUAUGUAUGCAUACAUACGCAGUGCCUAAACUAGGCCACCCACGAGGGUGGGCAAACUUAUUGAUGCGCCCCAAGCCCCUCGCGCCUUCGGCGCUCGCGAAUUUUUCUAUGCGCCAAAAUGGCCAUUUUAAAAUUCGUUGCAAAGACAUGGCUUAUUAUCUUAAGCACAAUUAAACCAUUUCCAAUGUAAGUUUGUCCAUAUUUAUGUCCGCCGCACUGGCUCAAUUUUUUCAAGUACUCCGAUGGAAAUCGCAUCAAAAUCUCCGAUCGCACUCAAACAUUUUGUUCUCAAACAUUCUUUAUGGGAUAAAAAAUAUUGCUCAAUACCUAUUUUUCGAAAUUUCAAUUUUUGGCGAAAUUAUGGCAAAUUUUCAAAUUCAUUAUUUUAAUUUUUUCUCUCAAAUUACUAAAAACCAUUCAUCAAAACAAUAUACUUUCCUAUAUCAUUGUAUUUCUAUUUUCAGUAAGAUCUAAUUUAUGCAUUAAAAUUUCCCAACUUUUUGAAAUUUGAAAAACGAUAGUGCUAAAUUCUGCUAAGUUGAUGGUCAAUUUGCGACCAAGAUAUAAAGAUAUAGACUAAAAUAUAAAAAAAUUGACGUUGGGAAAUGAAAACGUUUUUUGAAAUUCAAAUUUUAAAAAAUCAUAAAACUUGUAAUAGGCGUUUACGCGGCGCAUGUACAAAAAAAUGUAAUGGCUCAAAUGGCAGAAAAUUAAGUGUCGUAAUCCAGUUAAUUGAACAUUUAAAAAAUAAUGAUUUUGAUGAAACUUCAAAUGCAUGCGCAAAAUAAUAUUUAUUUGUUUUUAAAAUUAUUACAAUUGUAAUCCCAACAAUGGGUUUGCAGGCGUACGGAAUUACGCAACUGGGGUAGGUGAGCUGUCUCAACUAUCCCAUGGCUUUGAAUUUUGCAGAGUACUUGAAAAAAUGGAGCCUACUCUCUUGGUAAUUUCAUGGACCAGUUUUGUUAAGAGUAAGAAUUAUAGGAUUCGACAAAGGAAUCCGGCAAGUAUUUCAAAAGUGAAAUUAAACUAGAUCAUUAUGUUCGCCUUGAAGAAAGAAAAAGAUUUGUAAAAUAUUUUCGGCGCCAAAAUUUUCCUUGGUGGAUUAUGAGAAUAAUGGGAAUUUAAUAUGUUGGAUUUUGGCGCAGGAUAUCUAUCGAACGGCUUGAUGAAAUUACAAAUUUACAAAACAAAUGCAUGAAAAGCUUCUAAUGCAUUUGAGGUUGACUAAAUAAAAAUCGGAACGUUUAUAAAGUUUUUCUAAAAUUUCAGACUUUAACUUUAUUCUAAAGUGCAUAUGGAAAAUGGAAAAAUCGAAUAAUAAUAUUUAUUAUGAACAACGAAGUACUUUAUCCUGGUGAAAGAAAAUAUUUAGAAGAAAGUAUUAAUGAUCGUCGGAUGUACUUAGUAUCAAAUUAUGAUACAUUAAAUAUUGCCAUUCCCAUUUUUUAAAUUCAUUAAUUUUUUGAAAUCAUACUCAUAAUUGUUAUGCUGCAUCAUUUAUAUUUAAAGUUUUAAUAGCCAUGUGCUUACUUUCUGCUAUCACCCAAAUUAUCAAUUAUAUCUAGUGCCUAGCGGGGCGCCUACCGGCGCCCCUUCUCAUUCUGGCGCCCCGGGCAAUUGCCCUGCUUGCCCACCCCCAGUUUAGGGCCUGUACAUACGUACAUAUUUAUUUGAAAAUGCCAAAAUUACGGAAGUUAAUAUUAUAAUAAAAUUACAAUUAUGAAUAUUCAAAACUCAUACAUAUCUAAUAGUAUAAAAUUGUGUUGCAAGAAAUUCCUUAAUUUAAGACAUAAACGAUAUGUAAAUAUGUAUUUCUAAUACUGCAUGAUAAUUCAUCAUUUUAUGGAUAAUAAUAAUUAUAUAAACCUUCUGCGGGAAUCUCACCAUUCUGCAAUUUUGUAGUAAAAACUGAGUAUUAAGGGGGGUCGAUUUCAACUUUAAACAAAACUCUUGCCGUACUUUGCAACAUAUCAAAAAUUGGAGAAAACCAAUUAUAAUUUUGCGAUAAUUUUGCUGAAUGCUGAUAGUUUGUCCGUUAAAAAUUUGCUGAAAUAAAUUCACAUUCAAUUGAA